Molecule: messenger RNA, 462 nt
Organism: Fusarium redolens
Lineage: Eukaryota; Fungi; Ascomycota; Sordariomycetes; Hypocreales; Nectriaceae
Exons: 2
Coding region: 1-462 (153 amino acids)
Source: RefSeq, a predicted model, not a curated record
AUGUCAAAGCGCAGCACCAAAUUCCAAGGCGUUCAAGUCCCGAAGCAACCUCAGAAGCCCAUAAUUCGAUCACGAAAGGCGCUCACGCACAAAGGCCCCAUCAAAAGAGAGAGUUCUAACAUGGAACGACGAAACAAACAUCUCGAACGCACCAAGCGACAACUCGAGAAGGAAAAUGUUUCUGCGCUUUAUGAAACAAGCAAACUGCGACAACAACUCCAAAAGAAGAAAAGGGUACUGGCCAAAGAACGAUCCGAGAAUGCUCGAAAGACUUUAGAGAUUGACCUUUUGAGAAACGACAACAGAGCCGCGCAUCAGAACCUGAACGAGAGCAACACCGCUCUCAAAGAGGCUCAAGAGCGAUGUUGGGAGCUUGAGAAUUCUUUGCGAUCACAGAACGGCACCAUUCACACAGCCCAGGAUCAAGACGCGGGAGAUUCAUUUCCUAUCACCGAAUACUAG